AUGGCGGAUGUUUCUCCACGCCACGCCGACAGUCGCCCUGCAGCGGCCAAUGCGGCGGCGGCGUCGGCUCCAUCGGCGCCGACGUGGUUUCUCACGGUGCACACGCAGCGCGCAUUGAAACGGCGACACAGCGAGCAGGACGAGCGGGACGAGCGCGACGAGCGGCGGGACGAGCGGGAUGCGCGGCGCAGCACCUAUGGCGAUGAUCCGAGCCGUCUCAUGUCUCUCAUGCUCGCCAACUCCUCCUCCUCCGCCCACCCCGCGCGCCCCUGCUCCUCCGCCCACCCCACCGCGCGCCCCCGCGCCAAUGACGAUGGCACCGUCGCCGGCGCAAACCCCAGCCCGCGACCCCUCGCGAGUCUAGCAGGACCAGCUACUUCCCCGUCGGCUUUUUCACCGAGCGCCAAACCCACCGCAUUUGCCGGCCUGGGAAGUCACGGUCGCGGUCUCGCCCCCAUUCGUGCCACUCCCGCUUCGGUUCCCGCUUCUCAUGCGAGUCCUGCCUCGUUUCCGCCGACGUCGCCUGCGCUCUUCUCUCUCCGCCACGCGUCAAUCCCUCGCGGCGCGCUGCUGCCCGAGCUGCUCCUGCCCGGCCUGCCACGUGGCGGCCCAGGGAUGGGCUCUCUGCCAGAAGCUCUUUUCCGCCGCCUGACGGGCUUGACUGGCUUGGCUGACUUGACCGGCAUUACUGGAUUGACUGGGUUGACUGGCUUGACCAGCAUUACCGGCUUCACUGGCUUGACUCGCGCUACAGGCGCGACUGGCGCUGGCGGAAGCGGCGGAUUCUCGUGCGCCCUGUGCGGGCGCACAUUCCCCACGGUGCAUGCGCUAGGGGGUCACAAGACCAUGCACCGCAAGAGCAUGCAGCGGAAAGGCAUGCACCACGCGCAGACCAGCGCCGCCAGCACCAGGAAUGGCGGCAACGGGAGGAGGAAGGGCAGGGGCGGCGGCGCCAGGAACGGCGGUGGCGGCAACGUGAGCAAGAAUAAGGGCUGCAGCAGCAGCAGUGGUGAUGCUGCCGUGAGUGGCAGUGGCGGAGUGAGGCAUGAGGUGCCCUCGCCAGCACGCUGCCUUAAGAGGUGCAAGGUCGCUGCUGCUGAUGUUGAUGCUGCUGCCCAACAGAAGCUCUCAGAGCGCCCGUCAGCAAAAAGCAACACUACAGCAGAAGGCAGCACUCCAGGCAAAGCCUCUCCUCCCACUCCGCCCGUCACGCCGUCAAACGAGGAAGUUACGCCCGCUUCAUGGGCCAAGGCAGGGCUUGCAUUGGAGCCUUCAGGACCUGUAGACAAGGGCCUUCUGACCCUGGGGACUGCAGUGCUGUGUGAGGGCCAUGCGGUGGAGAGCGGUGGAGAAAAGGCGAGCCCUACAGGGGAGCAUGGAGAUGUGGGGAUGGUGGGCGAGCCGGCGGUGGGGGAGAGUGGCGGGGCGUGUGAGGGGCAGAUGCGGGAGCAGCUGAUGCAAGCCAUCAAGGAGCGGCUGGCGCAAGCACAGCUGCUACAAGCACGCCUGCUCCAGACACGGCAAGCACUGCAGCCGCAUGGGGGAAGCGGGCACACCUCAUGUUCCGCCACCAAUGUUGCUCCUCGGUCGCCCCCCGCACUGGUUCUUGGGGCGACCCAAAAUAAAUGCUCACAAGGGAAAGGUGCACUCAUGUCAUGCUCACCUGCUGCCAUCGCCGCAUGCUCGCCUGCUGCCGUCGCCGCAUGCUCGCCCACGGCAUUGUCCACCACAGCAGGGCCUGUGUGUGCGGCUGACUUGAACCUGCCACCCGCUGACGUGGCAGGGGGGAUGGAGAGUGAGGCAGUGGUUGUGGAAAGCGAGGAUGCGGAUCUUGCCCUGGCUGCCAUGGCCAUCGAGUGCGAGGUGCGGGAGGCGCGGGGUCUAGAUGCCAAUGCCCAUGCCGACGCCUUUGGGAAUGCUCGUGGAAAUGCCCUGGAUGCGGUGUUUCUGUUUGCCUGCAACCUGGGGGCUGAGAAGGUUUCCGGUGCUAAUGAUGUUUUUGCUGCCAACAGCAGUAAGCUGGAUGGUGCGGAUAGUCGGGCCGGGUGCAUAGAUUUGACCUUGCACCUAUGA
Molecule: messenger RNA, 2073 nt
Organism: Closterium sp. NIES-65
Lineage: Eukaryota; Viridiplantae; Streptophyta; Zygnematophyceae; Desmidiales; Closteriaceae
Source: the annotation of a GenBank genome assembly